Molecule: messenger RNA, 6300 nt
Organism: Musa acuminata AAA Group (dessert banana)
Lineage: Eukaryota; Viridiplantae; Streptophyta; Magnoliopsida; Zingiberales; Musaceae
Product: dynamin-like protein ARC5
Exons: 24
Coding region: 113-2464 (783 amino acids)
Biological process (GO): peroxisome fission
Cellular component (GO): peroxisome; microtubule; membrane
Molecular function (GO): microtubule binding; GTPase activity; GTP binding
Source: RefSeq, a predicted model, not a curated record
UCUUCUUUUCGGCUUUUAUCCCCGCCCACGCGAUCGCUCGACCGUGCGGCCGCUCCUCCUCUUGCCUGCUUUCCCCAUUCCGUAUUCUCACUCCCAAUCGUCGCCGGAGGCCAUGAGGAAGGGCGGAGCUGCCCAAAGGGGUGAGGCCGGAGGAGGCGAAGAGGCGGCGGCCGCGCUGGCGGCGGUGGAGGAGGAGGAGGAGGAGGAACAAGAAUCCUCCUCUUCGGACUCCGGGAAGCUCUACGAGGCGUACAAUGAGCUCCAUGGGCUGGCACAGGAGUUCGAGACGCCCUUCGAGGUACCGGCGGUGCUGGUGGUGGGGCACCAGACCGACGGGAAGAGCGCGCUCGUGGAGGCCCUCAUGGGUUUCCAGUUCAACCACGUCGGCGGCGGCACCAAGACCCGCCGGCCGAUCACCCUUCACAUGAAGUACAACCCCGGUUACCGCGUCCCGGUCUGCCGCCUCGUUUCCGACGCUGACCCCGCCGUCGCCAGUCGCAUGUCCCUUCCCGAGAUCCAGGCUUAUAUUGAAGCUGAAAACAUGAGGCUGGAGAGUGAUCCUUGUCAGUUUUCAGAAAAAGAAAUCAUUAUUAGGAUAGAGUAUAAGUACUGCCCAAAUCUUACCAUCAUUGAUACACCGGGUCUUAUUAUUCCAGCUCCAGGUCGAAGGAACCGAACUUUACAGGGACAAGCUCGUGCAGUGGAGGCACUUGUACGAGCUAAAAUGCAGCAUAAAGAGUUAAUCAUUUUAUGCCUUGAAGAUUGCAGUGAUUGGAGUAAUGCCACAACACGCAGAAUAGUGAUGCAAAUUGAUCCUGAGCUUUCAAGGACUGUCAUUGUAUCCACAAAGCUCGACACAAAAAUUCUGCAGUUUGCACGGGCUUCAGAUGUUGAAGUUUUUCUUAAACCACCUGCUUGUACAUUGGAUGGCUGUUUGUUAGGUGGUUCACCCUUCUUCACUUCUGUGCCAUCAGGGAGAGUUGGUUCUGGGAGUGAAGCUAUUUAUCGAUCCAAUGAGGAGUUUAAGAAAGCCAUCUGUUUGAGAGAAAUGGAAGAUAUUGUGGCUUUAGAGGGAAAGCUAGGUAGGUCAUUGUCAAAGGAGGAAAGAAGUAGAAUAGGUGUGAGCAGCCUUAGAUUAUUUUUGGAAGAAUUGUUGCAGAAAAGGUAUAUGGACAAUGUUCCACUAAUCAUUCCACUUUUGGAGAAGGAACUUCGGAGCACUACGAGGAAAAUACGUGAAACUAACCAAGAAUUCAGAAAUUUGGAUGAAGCAAAAUUGAAGGAAAAGGGACGUGCAUUCCAUGACUCUUUUUUGACCAAGUUAUCUUUGUUAUUGAAAGGCACAGUUGUGGCACCUCCUGAUAAAUUUGGAGAAACAUUGCUGGAUGAGAGGACUAUGGGUGGACCUUUUACAGGAACUGACAGUCUUCAGCUUCCACACAAGAUGAUGCCUAAUGCUGGAAUGCGUCUUUAUGGCGGUGCGCAAUACCAUCGUGCAAUGGCAGAAUUUCGUCUUGUUGUUGGAGGUGUCAAGUGUCCUCCAAUUACUAGGGAGGAGAUAGUAAAUGCAUGUGGAGUUGAAGACAUUCAUGAUGGAACGAACUACUCUAGGACUGCCUGCGUAAUUGCUGUUGCCAAAGCUCGUGAUACCUUUGAGCCUUUCCUUCAUCAGUUGGGCUUUAGGCUUCUAUACAUUUUGAAGAGGCUACUGCCGAUUUCCGUGUAUCUGUUGCAGAAAGAUGGAGAGUAUCUUAGUGGCCAUGAAGUAUUUCUGAGACGUGUUGAGACAGCCUUUAAUAAUUUUGCUGAAUCGACUGAACGAUCAUGUCGUGAAAAAUGUAUGGAAGACUUAGUGAGCACUACACGAUAUGUCACUUGGUCUCUUCAUAACAAGAAUCGGGCUGGAUUAUGCCAAUUUUUGGACUCAUUUGCUAGCUCAGAGCAGUAUAGCGCUAGCACCAUCUCUUCAGGUGUUCAACAGGAACAAUACUUGGCUCUGAAUGACAACAAAUCUGAUAGAUCGAAGCCAGAUUCAAAACCUAACCAUUCUAACCCAUGUUCUGACUCGAUUCCAUGCAAUCCCACAGCAGAAACAAGGCUGGUUGAUCUUUUGGAUAGCACACUGUGGAACCGAAGACUGGCUCCUUCAUCUGAAAGAAUUGUUUAUGCCUUGGUAUAUCAAAUUUUUCAUGGGAUCAAGGAGCAUUUUCUGGUAUCUACAGAAUUAAAGUUCAAUUGCUUCUUCCUGAUGCCGGUUGUCGACAAGUUGCCAGCCCUUCUGUGGGAAGACCUGGAAUCUGCAUUUGGAGAUGACUUGGACCAAAUUUUUGACAUAACUCAGCUACGCCACUCUCUCGGACAGCGCAAGCGGGAAUUGGAGAUCGAAUUGAAACGGUUACAGCGGCUGAAGGAGAAGUUUAGAGAGAUAAAUGAGCAGUUGAGUUCUUAUCUCGUCCGACCAUAGCGAUUUCUAGCCUCAGUAGAGCCACAAUGCAGAUGCAGAUGUCAGCGUUCUUUAUCGAUCCAAUUGGACUUGUUAUUGUAGAUAGAUGUAAAGCCUUUGUUCAGUAAGAACAAAGAAUUAUGUCAUCUAUUUCUACGAUUUCAAUCGGAUUGGGAUCAACAAUAAAACAACCCAACAAGAAUUAUUUGUCUCCUACAGGAUGUUACUUUUAAGAAAUACUAUUGUUCUAUGGCGAUGCACAAUUAGUGCACUUUCUUAUAUAUCCAUUAACUCGUUCUCUUACGCCGUUGACAUUGGGCAUUAGGCUUUAUGAUCUCUUGCUGUCGGUCAAUACGGCACGGAGUCAAACCCUAAUACGAUUUAGUGGUGAUUUCAUAUAGCCACUUCCUCUCAUGCUCAAUAUAUAAUUAAGUCGAUUUUAAAGUUAUUAGUGAUUCCAUGAGAUAACUAAUAACCUUUUAAGCUUAAAUUGUUAAUCCAAUUAAUUUUAAUUUCAUUAGUCAUAAUCUACUUGACGGUAUAAAUGAGGGAUUAAUUUAUUGACCUUUUGCCCUCCAUCAGUGCGUGUGCUGUCGCAAAAGUAUUUUCUGGUAUCUUUCGUUAUCCAGAAUACAAAAUUAGGGUUUGCGUGCGUUUCGCGCCCGUGACUCACCGCCACCUCAUCUCUUGGUGGCCGCGAUGAGGAGCCGAGGGACGCCGGGAAGCUCUACGAGGAGUACAACGAGCUAGCUCCACGGGCUGGCGCAGGAGUUCGAGACGCCCUUCGACGUACCGGCGGUGCUGGUGGUGGGGCACCAGACCGACGGGAAGAGGGCGCUCGUGGAGGCCCUCAUGGGUUUCCAGUUCAACCACGUCGGUGGCGACACCAAGAUCCGCUGGCCGAUCACCCUCCACAUGAAGUACAACCCCGGUUACGUCGUCUCGGUCUGCCGCCUCGUCUCCGACGCCGGCCCCACCGUCGCCAGUCGCAUGUCCUUUCCCGAGAUCCAGGUUCUAAUAAAUUUAAUUUCUCAUGGAUAUUGUCACCUAGAAAAGCUGGGAGAGGGAAUGAGCAUGAAUAAUCAAGUGUCCUGUUAUCCAACAUCAUCGCACCUUCAACCCUAGCAAGCAAAAGCCUUGAUCCAUCAUAAGGGGAUCAAGAGAGAACUAUCUUGCCUUUCACCAAAUCCUUGCCCAGUUGAGUGUAGUUCUUGCAAAUGAGAACAAAUCGAUAAGAGAUUGCUCAAUUGAUUACAACUCACAGGAGCUCCUGACAAUGAGAUGAUCUCAACGUGCUACCUUGGCAGAAAUGUCCCAUCACCAAAGUAUAUGAAGGGGUAAUGUUUCUUCUGUGUUGAUGGAAACUCCAUGUCAAAUGAAUCAGAACUUUCAUCAAUUGUAGAGAGAGAGAGAGAGAGAGAGAGAGAGAGAGCUGAAACAACUCACUACAAUGGUCCUUCAAUCUCCAAUAACCAGUGUUUCAAUGAAGCUGCGAUUGAUGCUACUUGCAGAUGACAUUAGCAUCUAUGGCGCAACAUUACCUACCAUGUCACAACCAUUGCACGUUCGUUGUCGCUAUAGAUUGACGUGAGAAUCCCCUUCUUUAUCGCGUGGAAUACACCAAUGGCUAUUGAGUCCUCAAGUAGUCACUCGCAUGAUCACUAUUGAUCGAGAUGGAGAUAAUGUCCACCCCAUUCGUGAUCGUGUUGUCGAAAGCAAUCAACAAGUCUUCCCCUACACACCUCGUUAGCUAGCAGACUUUGUACACCGCAAGCCUGGUAGAAGGCACUGUGCCUCUGGUUGUCCCUCCGGUAAGGCCAUACAGGCUAAUGUUGUGGACGCUUCUUUCGGCCAUAAUUGAGAUAGUGUGGGUGCCAUGGCUAUCAUAGUCCUGUGGAGAAGCUUCAUGAGUCGUGUCAUUGUAGCUGUUGAAGUAACAUGUUCCAAUGAUUUUGCUAGCACAACACAGCUGGUCUCAGUAGCGUGCUUCAAGCAAGCAAUAACUGAGAUGAUGAACGAGAGUUGAGGAGGAGAUUGAUGCAUUAUUAGGUGUGUGCACACUUGAUCGUUCCAGACCUGAUGUAGUGGUUGGGGAAAAGCAGAAACUAAGUAUACUCUUGAAAUGUAAACCUUCAUUUUAUUCUCUCCCCCCGUCAUCUCCUUUGCUCUGCUCAUAUCCAUUGCUGGUGCUGAUGAAAGAAAGAUUAGCAAGUAUUAGAGAUAUCCGUGCCAGACAUGGAAUGACUUGGUUUUGUCUUGCUGGUUUAUAUUGCCUACAUGGGAGAUUUGCCCUCUUCGGAUUACUUAGCAGAUCCUCACCAUUAUCUUCUGAAUCAAGUACUCGAGGUCCGGUAAUUAUUUUUCUCUCCUGCAAAUAUUUUUGUAACUUAACGACAAAUGUAUGAAGGAUUACACUUGAUUUGAUGACUUGUGUGUGUGUCUAGAUGGUGCAGUUCUUCCAUGGAGUCUUUGAGCCAUAUCUAUAGAAGCUUCAAUGGAUUUGAGGCUAGAUUUACUGCCAAAGAUAUAUAUAUAUAUAUAUAUAUAUAUAUAUAGAGAGAGAGAGAGAGAGAGAGAGAGAGAGAGAGAGAGAGAGAGAGAGAGAGAGAGAGAAAAGACUACCAGCUAGAAUUAUAUAUAUAUAUAUAUAUAUAUAUAUAUAUGGAUUUGAGGCUAGAUUUACUGCCAAAGAUAUAGAAAGAAUAGCCAGUAUACAUACUUGAUAUAAUCAUACUUUUCACCAUAAUUCUAGCUGGUAGUCUUUUCUCUCUCUCUCUCUCUCUCUCUCUCUCUCUCUCUCUCUCUCUAUAUAUAUAUAUAUAUAUAUAUAUAUAUAUAUAUAUAUAUAUAUAUAUAUAUAUCUUAAAUGUCGUUCAGAGCAUGAAACGAAAUUUGCUAUUGGAAAGAGAUGUCAUCGUUGGCGUGAUCGGGACUUGUAUCUUGCUGGAAUCUGCAUCUUUUAGCAAUAAAGGAUUUGGACCUUCGUCGAGAAGAUGGAAGGGCUCUUGUGAGAACUUUAAAUGCAACAACUACAACGACACGACUCAAGAAGCUUCUCCACGGGACUACAAUGGCCAUGGCACCUGCACUGCCUCAAUUGUGGCCAGAAGAAACGUGCACAUUGUUAGCUGUACAGCCUCACCGGAGGGACAACCAGAGGCACAGCGCCUUCUACCAAGCUUGCGAUGUACUAAGUCUGUUGGCUAGUGGGGUUUGCAGGCGAAGACUUGUUGGUUGCCUUUGACCACGCGAUCACAGAUGGGGUGGACAACAUCUCCAUCUCGAUCAGUAGCGACCAUGCGAGUGAGUACUUCGAGGAGCCGAUAGCCAUUGGUGCGUGCCACGCGAUAAGAAGAGGAUUCUCACAUUAGCCUAUGGUGGCAAUAAUAGGCAUAGUGGUCGUGGCACGGUAGGUAAUGUUGCGCCAUGGAUGCUAGUGUCAGUUGCAAAUAGCAUUGAUCAUCGCUUCAUAGACACAUUGGUUACUGGAGAUCGAAGGACCAUUCUGGGAGCUUCCAUCAACACAUUCCCUACAGAGAAGAAAUUUUACCCCUUCAUAUCCUUCGAUGAUGGAACAUUUCCAUCGAGGGAUUGGAGCCUUUGUUUGCUGGGGCUAAAGGUGCGGUGAUGUUGGAUAACGAUAUGUUUGAUUGUCAACUUUUCCAUUUGGCUAUUCUGAACGUAAGAAGUUUAUGGAGUACAUCGACAAGACCAACAAAGUUCAACUUUCUUCCUAAUUAGUUCACACUAACAUUAUCAACUGUGCUUAUAUCUGCUUCUGGAUUCAGGAAUCCCGUGGCUAAUGUACACAUGAGUAAAACAGUAUUUGACUCUAAGCUCUAGUUGAUGUUCAGGAA